Messenger RNA from Naegleria fowleri, 1743 nucleotides. RefSeq lists its product as uncharacterized. Lineage: Eukaryota; Heterolobosea; Eutetramitea; Acrasida; Naegleriidae. The record is from RefSeq and is a predicted model, not a curated record. Gene Ontology annotation, molecular function: pseudouridine synthase activity; RNA binding. Bases 1 to 1743 code for a protein of 580 amino acids. Gene Ontology annotation, biological process: pseudouridine synthesis. The transcript has 2 exons.
AUGCGUCUCUUGCGGUGCUUAUUGUCGCUCUCCAAUAAACCUUUGGGAUGUAGAAGUGUUGUAGUUGCGUAUCAUCAUCAUGACCACCAAUAUCAUCCUUACUUUACUCGUAACAACAGGUUUGCUUCAGAUUAUUUUAAUACCGGGCUCCUGAAGACAGAAAAUAAUUCCAGAAAUUAUUCAAGUGUGAGAGAAAAGACUGUGGAUGUUCUAUCAUUAUGCCGAAUUCGAUAUUUAGAUAAAAGUGGUGAAAAAGAUGUUAUGGAAGGAAGAAGAAAAAUUGUUAAAUUUUCCGUUGAAGCAUAUAGAUCCGAAGAACCUUCAGUGUUGAAUGAGAAAAUAAGAACCGAUAAAUUAUUGAGUCAGCUACUUCCAAUCAGCAGAGAAUAUGCCCAAUUUUUGUUGAGUAAUGGACAUGUUAAAAUUAAUAGCAAAAAAAGUAACGAAGACACAAAAUUUGUAAAAUUUAAGGAUUUGAUGGCAGAAAAAUCAUUAAUUUUUGAAAUUUAUCUUGAGAAUAGACCUAUUGCUACACCAGUUGUACAAUCAGAAGAAGAAAACUUUCCAACAGUACCUAUCCAUGUACUGUAUGAGGAUAACGAUGUUAUUGUUGUUAACAAACCUUUUGGAUAUGCUGUCCAUGCAAGCAAAUCUCAUCCAGAAUCAGCAACGAUGAUCAAUGCCAUACGGCGUUAUUGCACAGAAAAAUAUCAAGAGGAUCAAAAGACAAAAAAGAAACCUGUCAAACCUACGCUUCCAUUGGCAGUGAAUCUUGCCCAUAGAUUAGAAACUCAAAUGUCAGGAGUCUUGAUCUGCGGGAAAAACUCAUAUUCCAACCAAAAAUUAAGCGCUCAAUUUGAGCAGAACUCUGACAUGAGCAAACAAUAUUUAGCUGUUUGUGCAGUUUCGGAUGUAAAAGCCCUCAAAAAAAAGCUUAAUCCAUAUCUUGAUAUGAUGGAAGAGUUUAAUGAUGAUAAUGAUGAAGAGGAUGAAGCUUAUCUAGCAUCAUUAUCGGAGGAAGAAUUAUUACAACGAUAUGGGGUUAAAAAAGUGUCAUUCGCGGAUUUAAAAAAAGAAAGAAUGGAAGAGCUCUUUAAUUUGGAAGAUGUUGUAGAGUAUGAAGAGGAUGAGGAUAUUGAUCUGGUUGGUGAAAAUGUUGAGGAAAAUGAGCAUUUGGAGAGGUCAGGUUGGAUUGACUUAUCGAAGGAUCAUGACGACUUUCUUGAAAAGAUGGAAAAGGCAGCAAAAAACAAAACGAUAACUAUGCAAGGAGAUGUUAAGUUAGUGAAACAUCCAACUUUGAACAAGGUAGUUGCAGAAAAAGCAAGCAGACAUGACGAGCUCAUGAAAAAUGUCAAAAUAUUGAAGGAUGUCACAACAGUUUGCAAAGUACUGGAACUUAAUGAGGAAAAUAGUGUUGCAUUGGUUUCCAUCACCAUUCCUUCUGGAUCUGUUCAACAAGUGCGUUCUCAUUUGGCAACCCACGGAAUUCCUAUGCUUGGAGAUCUGUUGUACUUUGACCAAGUGGAUAACCGAGUCCCAUACGCAAUUUCCAGAGCUCACAACGCCAAUCAUAUUUUGUUUCAUCUGCACAAGAUAACAUUCCAACAUCCAAUUACAGGAAAGAAGAUUGUAGUGAGAGCACCAUUAUUGUCUUCAAUGAAAGAGUUUAUUUCCAAGAAUUUUUCUGAGGCCAUGGUACGAAAAUAUGUCAAUCUAGAAACAAAGGAGCAAGAGGAAUAA